Messenger RNA from Vicia villosa (hairy vetch), 591 nucleotides. RefSeq lists its product as uncharacterized. Gene Ontology annotation, biological process: rRNA base methylation. The transcript has 3 exons. NCBI's taxonomy places the organism in Eukaryota, Viridiplantae, Streptophyta, Magnoliopsida, Fabales, Fabaceae. Gene Ontology annotation, molecular function: rRNA (uridine-N3-)-methyltransferase activity. Bases 1 to 591 code for a protein of 196 amino acids. Gene Ontology annotation, cellular component: cytoplasm. The record is from RefSeq and is a predicted model, not a curated record.
AUGGAAAACAAAUGGAUAAUGCAUUAUCAUAGCUCUCACAAAAUUUUGCUUGUAGGAGAGGGAGAUUUCUCCUUCUCACUCUCCUUGGCUAGGGCAUUUGGCUCAGCUGCUAACAUGGUUGCUACCUCUCUAGAUGAUAGAGAGUCUCUAGUUUUGAAGUAUGGAAGUGCAUCAAGUAACUUGAAUGAACUUGAGGUUCUUGGCUGCACUAUCUUCCACAAUGUGGAUGUUCACAAUAUGACUCAACACCAUUAUCUCAAUAACAAAAGUUUUAAUCGAAUUAUCUUUAACUUUCCUCACGCUGGUUUCGAUUAUCGCGAAUUAGUGAGUGGAUUUCUAAAAAGUGCUAAAUAUAUGCUUUCAAUAUUCGGGGGAGAAAUUCAUGUUUCACACAAGACAGCGUAUCCAUUUAGUAAGUGGGACAUCAAGGGUCUGGCAGAAAAUGAGGGAUUGAUUUUGAUUGGAGAAGUCGAUUUUCAGCAAUCAUAUUAUCCGGGCUAUACUAACAAGAGAGGUUCUGGCUUGCAAUGUGAUCAGAGUUUCCCUAUUGGAAUGAGUAGUACUUUACAAUUUUCUAAACUGCAUUUUUGA